Lycium ferocissimum is the source of this 1798-nucleotide messenger RNA. RefSeq names its product ferric reduction oxidase 6-like. Gene Ontology annotation, molecular function: oxidoreductase activity. The transcript has 5 exons. Gene Ontology annotation, cellular component: plasma membrane. The record is from RefSeq and is a predicted model, not a curated record. NCBI's taxonomy places the organism in Eukaryota, Viridiplantae, Streptophyta, Magnoliopsida, Solanales, Solanaceae. The coding region runs from base 1 to 1461 and encodes 486 amino acids.
AUGCAGCUAAUCGACUGGAAAAACAUAGAAGUAGCCAAUCUUCCAGGAGUUGUCAGCCUUGCAGCUGGUUUACUGAUGUGGGUAACUUCACUUCCUGGAUUAAGGAGAAAAAACUUUGAAUUGUUCUUCUAUACACACCAAUUGUAUGUGGUGUUUGUGGUGUUCCUAGCCUUGCAUGUUGGUGAUUUCAUCUUCAUGACAGCUGGUGCUGGGAUCUUCCUGUUCAUGCUUGACCGGUUCCUUAGAUUCUUCCAGUCACGAAAGACUGUUGACAUACUUUCAGCCACAUGCUUUCCUUGUGGAACCGUUGAGCUCGUUAUUUCAAAACCUGCAAAUUUACAUUACAAUGCCCUUGGCUGGAUAUUCUUACAAAUACGCGAGUUGUCCUGGCUGCAAUGGCACCCUUUCAGUGUCUCCUCUAGUCCCCUUGACGGGAAACAUCAUGUUGCGAUUCUCAUAAAGGUUCUUGGAGAUUGGACUGAGAAAUUGAAGGGAAACAUCUUGAAUCUUUCUGUAGAACAAUCUGAGAACGAGCCCCUUUUGCAGCAUAAAAGAAAAAUAAUAGCUUCUGUUGAAGGUCCUUAUGGCCAUGAAUCACCAUACCACUUAAUGUAUGAAAAUCUCAUUUUGGUAGCAGGUGGAAUUGGAAUUUCCCCCUUCCUAGCUAUCUUGAGUGAUAUCCUCCACCGUAUCAAUGAUAGCAAACCUUGCCUGUCAAGAAAUAUACUAAUAGUAUGGGCAAUUAAAAAUUCGGAUGAGCUUCCACUUCUGGAUACAGUUGACAUGGAGGCAAUCUGUCCACUUUUCUCUGAUAAACUGAAUCUCGAGAUUCAAACAUUUGUGACUCGGGAAUCACAGCCUUCAUUGGAGGAGGGUAAAACACCUAAAGCAAUGCACACCACAAUCUCCCCUGGCUUCAAGGGAUGUCGAAUGUCUAGUUUAGUUGGUACUGGAAAUGUUGUAUGGUCUGGAUUAUAUCUCAUGGUAUCCACAAUAGGGUUGGUGAUCACUGUAGCAUUGCUGGACAUUUUCUACAUAAUUCCAUUCAAUGUAAAUUACUGGUGGUACAAGGGGCUUUUAUUGAUUGGAUGUAUGGCUGCAAGCAUUCUUAUAUUUGGGGGUCUCGUGAUCGUUUUAUGGCAUCUUUGGGAAAGGAAAACCUCACCGAAGGAGGAACCAGGGGAGGACACCUCAAACAAAGCUGAUAUCCUGCAGCAGAAUGAGCAGAAGAAUUUUGGAGAGGCUCGAUUUGUCAAUAAUAUUCAAUAUGGUCAAAGACCGGAUUUCCAAGAGAUAUUUGGAUCGCACGCAAAGAGUUGGGGAAGUGUAGAUAUAGGUGUGAUUGUAUGUGGUCCUCCUACUCUUCAGUCCAGUGUUGCUAAAGAGUGCAGAAGGCAGAACUUGCAGAGGAGAGACCAUCAGGCUAUCUUCCAUUUCAACAGCCAUAGUUUUGACCUCUAGAUCACCCCAAUAUGAAUAGACGGAGCUAAGGUUCGUCGAAAAAUUACACCUUAUAAAGGAAGUUAAAUUUUUUUUUUUUAUGUAUAUAUAGAGGAUGUUAGAUCCCCUUGGUUUCUUCGUAUGUGUAUUUCUUUAUAUUUUGAAUUCUCUUAGUGAAAAUUUUGGCUCCGCCAAUGCCAGCAAGCAUCUGAUAGCUCGUAUAAGGAGUACUUUUUACUGCUUUAAUGGGAUCAUAUCAGCUAGUGUAUCGCUGAUCCUUGUACAUGUAUUUGUACUUUAUGUUAUCUGUAGUAAGUAUCAUGUACAUUUUCAAUCGUUGUAAAUGCAGCUUUAACAU